Messenger RNA from Pecten maximus, 1797 nucleotides. RefSeq names its product cyclin-dependent kinase 10-like. The transcript is spliced from 17 exons. Gene Ontology annotation, molecular function: ATP binding; cyclin-dependent protein serine/threonine kinase activity. The record is from RefSeq and is a predicted model, not a curated record. Gene Ontology annotation, biological process: protein phosphorylation; regulation of mitotic cell cycle. Gene Ontology annotation, cellular component: nucleus. Lineage: Eukaryota; Metazoa; Mollusca; Bivalvia; Pectinida; Pectinidae. The coding region runs from base 176 to 1327 and encodes 383 amino acids.
CAGAAGAGUUUCAAUACAGGUGCAUGUGCUUCACUCUUUUCAGAUUUGCAUUUCUCCUUAUGACUGAUUGUAGUUGAGCUUUAUACUGAGAUAAACUCUACCUAAGAAGAAAUAUGACAAUCAUUUGGAGUUAGAGUAACAUUUUGAGAAAUCAAAUUGGUCUACCAGUACUGCCAUGGCAGGGUUGGAGCGUCAGAGCAGUACAGAGAAGCUGGCCUUCGUGUCCAUGCUGUCUGGAGAAUAUCAGGAAGUUCCUGAACAUGCCAGGUUAGGAAAAUGCAGAAGUGUGACCGACUUUGAGAAGCUAAGCAGAGUGGGAGAAGGAACUUACGGAAUUGUCUACAGAGCCAGAGACAUCAGGUCUGAUGCUAUUGUUGCUUUGAAGAAGAUGAGGAUGGAAAGAGAAAAAGAUGGUAUUCCAAUCAGCGGCUUGAGGGAGAUAGAUAUAUUGUUAAACCUUCGCCAUGACAAUAUUGUGGAGUUACAAGAAGUAGCGGUGGGGAAAAGUUUAGAUAGUAUUUUCCUGGUAAUGGACUAUUGUGAGCAGGACUUAGCAUCAUUGCUUGACAAUAUGUCAGCACCUUUUUCUGAAGCUCAGGUGAAGUGUAUUAUGAUACAGGUACUAAAAGGUCUGCGCUACAUGCAUGAAAACUUCAUUGUUCAUAGAGAUCUAAAAGUGUCCAAUCUGCUGAUGACUGAUAAAGGCAGUGUCAAAAUAGCUGACUUUGGCCUUGCAAGGAAGUAUGGUCUGCCUCUGAAGCCAAUGACACCAAAAGUUGUUACUUUGUGGUACCGGGCACCAGAACUGCUACUAGGCUCCAAGGAGCAGACAGUUGCCAUAGAUAUGUGGUCUGUAGGGUGUAUCUUCGGAGAACUGCUGGCACAUCGUCCUCUGUUACCAGGGCGAUCGGACGUUCAUCAGAUAGAACUCAUCAUUGAGAUGUUUGGAACACCCAGCGAAGCUAUCUGGCCGGGUUUCAAUCAACUGCCCAUGCUAGAAAGUAUCAACUUGAAGAAACAGCCAUAUAACAAUCUAAAGCACAUGUUUUCCUGGCUUACUGAUGCUGGGAUAAGACUUCUCAACUUCCUCUUCAUGUAUGACCCAAUGAAAAGAGCCUCGGCUGAAGACAGCUUAGACAGCUCGUACUUCAAGGAGCAACCAUAUCCCUGUGAUCCUGAGCUGAUGCCAACCUUCCCACAACACAGACUGAAGAGGAAGGCCCCACCAGAAGAAAAGUCUGAGGAAAGAAAACAAAAAAGGAACUCUGGGUCAUUCCAAGACUUUGGCAAUACGGCAUUGUCCUCAGCUAAGAAGAAAAAAGUAUGACAGUAAAGAAGAACCAUUACUACAAUAGUGAUGUUUUGAAGACACUAAAAUAGAAUGACACCAAGUCGUACUUCAGGGGAAGAUGACACCGUGCUGUGUCGAAAUAAAUGCUAAAGAGGAUUCAUCUUGUUAGCAUCAGCCUUUGUGCUUGGUACUGCGACCGAGAGACAGCACUUCCUCGACAACUGAGGACAGAUCUGACAACUUCGACCAGAUAUGGCAGUGGUUGGGAGUGGUUAUCAUGUCAAAGUCUUUUGUGGCAUUGACUUCACUUCACCAAACCGUAGCUGGAGUGUUGUUGAGAAAGAAUAACUUUUUAAGAGGGCCUUAUUAUUCUAAUGAUAAGUAUUCACUUGUAUGUUACGUGUACAUUUAAUGAUAAAAAAUAAAACCUUCUUUUUUACAUUAUAUCACUUUUAUUUUUUUGAUUACAACAUGGUCAAUACAGGUUUUUUCAAUCUUUCAUUUAA